GCCGGCCACCGUCCCGGGAGGCGCCGCGGCGGAUGGUCCGCGUUGUCCCGCCGCCCCCCGCCCGCCCCUCUCGGAGUCGGCGGCGUCGGCGGUGGCAGAUGGAGCGGGGGGGCCCGGGCUGGCGGGGCGGGAGGCCGCCGCCGCGGAGGUUACUGUUGGCGUUACUGCUCUUGUUGAUGCCGGCGCUGCCGGGCUUGGGGCCCGCGGCCGCUGCUGCUGCUUCGGCCGCCGAGGAGACGGCGGCAGCGAAGGAAUGCGACAAGCCGUGCGCCAACGGCGGGCGGUGCCAGCCGGCCAGCGGGCAGUGCGAGUGCCAGCCCGGCUGGGUGGGCGACCAGUGCCAGCACUGUGGGGGCCGCUUCAGGCUCACUGGGCCUUCAGGGUAUGUAACGGAUGGGCCUGGGAAUUACAAAUACAAAACAAAAUGCACCUGGCUCAUUGAAGGAAGGCCAAACACAAUCCUCAGGCUUCGAUUCAAUCACUUUGCCACAGAGUGCAGCUGGGACCACUUGUAUGUGUAUGAUGGAGACUCGAUUUAUGCUCCCUUACUGGCAGCUUUCAGUGGUCUUAUUGUUCCUGAGAAAGAUAGCAAUGAAACAGUGCCAGAAGUUGUAGCUACUUCUGGAUAUGCCCUUCUGCAUUUCUUCAGUGAUGCUGCCUAUAAUUUAACAGGGUUCAACAUCACGUACAAUUUCAAUAUGUGUCCCAAUAACUGCUCCGGCCGAGGAGAAUGCAAACUCAACAGCAGCAGCAAUGCUCUGGAAUGUGACUGUGCCAAAUACUGGAAGGGAGAAGCCUGUGAUAUCCCCUACUGCACUGAGGAUUGUGGGGCACCUGAGAGAGGCCACUGCAGCUUUAAUGAGACUAAGGCAUGUUUGUGCUCUGCGGGCUGGCAAGGUCCUGGCUGUUCAAUUCCUGUUCCUGCAAACCAGUCGUUUUGGACCCGGGAGGAAUACUCUCUUCCAAAACUUCCCAGAGCAUCUCACAAAACUGUGAUCCAUGACAAUAAGAUGUGGAUUGUUGGAGGCUAUGUCUUCAAUCAUUCUGAUUCUCAGAAGGUUCUAGCGUAUGAUCUUAUUUCUGAGGAGUGGCUUCCACUGAAUAGCUCUGUGAACUUGGUAGAGAUGAGAUAUGGCCACUCACUGGCCUUGCAUAAGGAUGACAUCUACAUGUAUGGUGGGAAGAUUGAUGGGACGGGGAACGUCAGCAGCCAGCUGUGGGUGUUCCACAUCCCCAGCCAGAGCUGGGCCCAGGCCAUGCCGACAGCCAAGGAGCAGUACGCUGUGGUGGGGCACUCGGCUCACAUCGUCACCCUGAGGGACAACAGCACCGUCAUGCUCGUCAUCUUUGGCCACUGCCCUCUCUAUGGCUACAUCAGCAACGUCCAGGAGUACAACUUGGCCACAAACACGUGGAGCAUUCUGCAGACCAGCGGAGCUUUGGUGCAAGGAGGCUAUGGCCACAGUAGUGUUUAUGAUCCAAGUACAAGAUCAAUUUACAUCCAUGGAGGUUACAAAGCCUUCAGUGCCAACAAGUACAGGCUAGCAGAUGACUUGUACAAAUAUGAAGUUGAUACUCGUAUGUGGACAAUUCUGAAAGACAGCCGAUUCUUCCGCUACCUGCACGCGGCGGUGAUCACGAGCGGGACCAUGCUGGUGUUUGGAGGCAACACGCACAACGACACCUCCAUGAGCUAUGGUGCCAAGUGCUUCUCUUCUGAUUUUAUGGCCUAUGACAUUGCCUGUGAUCGGUGGUCUGUCCUUCCACGCCCCGGUCUCCAUCACGAUGUCAACAGGUUUGGACACUCUGCUGUGCUCUACAACAGCACUAUGUAUAUCUUUGGAGGCUUCAACAGCCUCCUCCUGAGUGACAUCCUGAAGUACACCCCUGAGAGAUGUGAAGCUUUUGCCAAUGAGACAGCCUGCCUGCGAGCAGGCCCUGGUGUCAGGUGUGUGUGGUCUACCUCCCCUCCUGGCUGCAUCCCCUGGGAGAAUGCAACAGUAGAGCAGCAGCAAAAGAUCUUGGAAGACUGUCCUCCCAGGCCAGCUGUAGACAAUGAAAAAUGUGAUCAGAUUACAGACUGCUAUAGCUGUACUGCAAAUACCAACAACUGCCAGUGGUGCACUGACCAGUGUGUCUCCGUGCAUAGCAACUGCACAGAGGAACAGGUUCCUAUUACUCUGUAUGAAAAUUGUCCAAAGGAUAACCCUGCCUAUUACUGUAGCAAAAAGACAAGCUGUAAAAGCUGUGCCAUGGAUCAAAACUGUCAGUGGGAACCCAGGAAUCAGGAGUGCAUCGCCUUACCAGAAAAUAUCUGUGGAACAAACUGGCAUUUGGUUGGCAACUCCUGCUUGAAAAUUACGAAUGCCAAGGAGAACUAUGACCAUGCCAAACUGUCCUGCAGAUCCAACGGGGCUUUGCUGGCUUCUCUCACCACCCAGAAAAAGGUGGAAUUUGUUCUCAAGGAGCUGCAGAAGAUGCAGUCUUCGCCCAAAACUCUGACUCCGUGGGUAGGACUGAGGAAAAUCAACGUGUCCUAUUGGUGCUGGGAAGACAUGUCUCCCUUCACCAACACCCUUGUGCAGUGGCUGCCCGAGGAGCCCAGCGACGCCGGCUUCUGUGGCUACCUGGCGGCGCCCUUCCAGCAGGGGCUGAAGGCAGCCACCUGCAUCAAUGAGGUCAAUGGCAGUGUCUGCGAGAGGCCAGCAAACCACAGCGCCAAGCAGUGCCGGACGCCCUGCGCGCUGCGCAGCCUCUGCGGGGAGUGCACCAGCGGCAGCUCCGAGUGCAUGUGGUGCAGCAACAUGAAGCAGUGCGUGGACUCCAAUGCCUACGUGGCUUCCUUCCCCUACGGGCAGUGCAUGGAGUGGUACACCAUGAGCAGCUGCCCACCUGAAAACUGCUCAGGCUACUGCACAUGUGCUCACUGCCUGGAGCAGCCUGGCUGUGGCUGGUGCACUGACCCCAGCAACACUGGCAAGGGGAAGUGCAUCGAAGGCUCCUUCAGAGGCCCUGUCAAGAUGCCAGCGCCAUCGGCAAGCGGGAAGCACAGCUUGGAGCCCGUCCUUAAUGUCAGCAUGUGUCCUGUGGAGAACAGCUAUAACUGGUCCUUUAUUCAGUGUCCAGCCUGCCAGUGUAAUGGGCACAGUAAGUGUGUAAAUGAGAGCAUCUGUGAGAAGUGUGAGAACCUGACAACUGGCAAGCACUGUGAAACCUGCAUCUCAGGCUACUAUGGGGACCCCACUAAUGGAGGAACGUGUCAGCCUUGCAAGUGCAACGGCCACGCAUCCGUCUGCAACACAAACACAGGGAAGUGUUUCUGCACCACCAAGGGGAUAAAAGGAGACGAAUGUCAACUGUGUGAAGUUGAAAAUAGGUAUCAGGGAAAUCCACUCAAAGGAACGUGUUACUACACUCUGCUCAUUGACUAUCAGUUCACCUUUAGCCUGUCUCAAGAGGAUGAUCGCUAUUACACAGCCAUCAAUUUUGUGGCAACACCUGAGGAGCAAAACAGAGACCUGGACAUGUUUAUCAAUGCAUCCAAAAACUUCAACCUCAACAUCACUUGGUCUACAAGCUUUGCAGCUGGCACACAGGCUGGAGAGGAGAUCCCAGUUGUUUCCAGAACCAAUAUCAAGGAGUACAAGGACAGCUUCUCCAAUGAGAAAUUCGAUUUCCGCAACAAUCCCAACAUCACUUUCUUCGUUUACGUCAGCAACUUCACCUGGCCAAUAAAGAUACAGAUUGCAUUCUCACAGCACAGCAACUUUAUGGACCUGGUGCAGUUCUUUGUGACAUUUUUCAGUUGUUUCCUGUCUUUGCUCCUGGUGGCAGCUGUGGUUUGGAAGAUUAAACAAAGUUGCUGGGCAUCGCGACGCAGAGAGCAACUGCUCCGUGAGAUGCAACAGAUGGCAAGUCGCCCCUUCGCCUCCAUCAACGUUGCCUUAGAAACAGAUGAAGAGCCACCAGAUCUCAUCGGGGGAAGCAUAAAGACCGUACCAAAGCCGAUCGCGCUGGAGCCCUGCUUCGGCAACAAAGCGGCCGUCCUCUCCGUGUUCGUCAGGCUGCCUCGAGGGGUGGGAGGUAUCCCACCACCAGGACAGUCAGGUCUGGCGGUGGCCAGCGCUCUGGUGGACAUUUCACAACAGAUGCCAAUCGCCUACAAAGAGAAAUCUGGCGCGGUACGGAACCGGAAACAGCAGCCCCCUGCACAGCCAGGAACCUGUAUUUGA
Indicator indicator is the source of this 4232-nucleotide messenger RNA. It is a transcript of the gene ATRN, whose product is annotated as attractin. The transcript has 29 exons. NCBI's taxonomy places the organism in Eukaryota, Metazoa, Chordata, Aves, Piciformes, Indicatoridae. Gene Ontology annotation, cellular component: Golgi apparatus. Gene Ontology annotation, molecular function: protein binding. The record is from RefSeq and is a predicted model, not a curated record. Bases 33 to 4232 code for a protein of 1399 amino acids.